AUGUUGAUCGUCAAGUUUCUUCAGAUUGUUCUGCUGCUAAUUUUCUCUAGUAAAUCCACCGUAGCAGACAAGAAAACGCAGCCAUCUAAGACCACGUACAUUAUUCAAAUGGACCCAUCCACUAUGCCAUCUAGUUUCAACGAUCAGCUCCAGUGGUAUGCUUCAUCACUAAGAUCAAUAUCGGACUCUGCAGAGAUGCUCUAUGCCUACAAACAUGCAAUCCAAGGCUUCUCCACGAGGCUAACCAAUGAAGAAGCAGAGUUGCUUGCAAAGCAACCAGGAGUGUUAUCUGCCAUCCCUGAGACUGUAUAUAAGCUUCACACUACUCGAACACCACAGUUUCUUGGAUUAGAAAAAGGCAGCACUAAUUACUUGCCUGCCACUGAGAAAGAAAGCGACGUGAUUAUCGGAGUAAUCGACACUGGCGUAUGGCCUGAGCUACAAAGUUUCAACGAUGCCGGACUUGGACCAGUACCCAGUAGAUGGAAGGGCGAAUGUGAGACAGAGAAAGACUUCAACGCAUCAAGCUGUAACCGGAAACUAGUGGGUGCAAGAUAUUUCUUAAAAGGGCGUGAAGCAGCUGCAGGAACCAUCAACGGAACUGAAGAAUCAAGAUCACCUAGGGAUACCCUAGGCCAUGGAACUCACACGUCCUCUACAGCAGGUGGGUCCAUAGUUGCAAACGCUAGCCUCUUUGGUUAUGCUUUUGGGAAAGCAAGAGGGAUGGCCACAAAAGCUAGACUAGCAAUAUACAAGGCGUGUUGGGAAUAUGGUUGCUUCACGACUGACGUUCUUGCUGCGAUUGAGAAGGCCAUCGAGGACGGCGUCAAUAUCAUAUCCAUAUCCCUCGGGGCCGAUCAUCCAACUGAUUAUUAUGAAGACGUUAUCGCAAUCGGAUCAUUCAAAGCCGCAGCUCAUGGAAUAUUUGUAUCUGCUGCAGCAGGAAAUGGUGGUCCCUACCCGAAAAGCUUAUCUAAUAUGGCGCCAUGGAUAACCAACGUCGGCGCCGGAGCCAUAGAUCGUGACUUCCCGGUCUAUGUCAGACUCGGAAACGGAAAGAAUUACACCGGAGCUUCUCUUUACAGUGGCGAACCCUUACCUGGUUAUCCGUUGCCCCUUGUUUAUGCGGGUAAUGUAAGCAGCCCUCCUUCCGCUCUGUGCGACGAGCACACUUUAAUUCCCUCGAAAGUUAAGGGAAAGAUCGUGAUAUGUGAGCAAGGAUUCAUUAAUAGUGUGGAUACAGGCUUCCAGGUGAACAAAACUGGUGGGCUUGGGAUGAUUUUAAUCAACACUAAGGAAGACGGCGAAGAGAUAUUUGCAAAAGCAUAUCUCGCUCCCGCGGCUUCUUUGGGUUACAAAGCCGGCGACGAAUUAAAGAAAUAUGCUUUGUCUGACCGAAAUCCGAGGGCUACACUUACUUUCGGAGGCACCAAGGUACACGUUCAACCGUCACCGGUGGUUGCAGCUUUCAGUUCCAGAGGUCCAAAUCCCUUGACCCCAGGAAUACUGAAGCCAGAUUUGAUUGCACCAGGAAAGAAUAUCCUAGCUGGGUGGACCCACGCAGCUGGACCGUCUGAGCUGGACUAUGAUACGAGGCGUGUGAGCUUCAAUAUCAUUUCUGGGACAUCCAUGUCUUGUCCUCAUGUAAGUGGGCUAGGCGCAAUGCUGAAGGGAGCUCACCCAGAUUGGAGUCCUGCGACGAUACGAUCUGCUCUCAUGACUACGGCCUACACGACCGACAAAAAUGGGGCGGCCUUACUCGAUUUUGCCACUGGGAAACCUGCGACGCCAUUUGAUUUCGGAGCUGGACACGUGGAUCCCGCAGCUGCGCUUGAUCCGGGUCUGGUGUAUGAUGCUACCACCAAUGACUACCUCAACUUCUUAUGUGCCUUGGACUAUACUUCAAGUCAAAUCAAGCAAGCCACCGGACAAGACUUUACCUGCGACUCAAGAAAGAAGUAUAGGGUGGAAGAUUUGAACUACCCAUCUUUUGCCGUCAAUAUGAAAACAGCUUCAGGCUCUGGUAAACCCAUGAGUGUCCAACACACGAGAAUCCUGACUAAUGUGGGAGAACCAGGAACUUACAAGGUUUCUGUGUCGUCCCCGUCUUCGUCGGUGAAGAUUGAGGUUGAACCGACGACGCUUUGUUUCAGCAAAAUGUACGAGAAGAAGAGCUUUACGGUGACAUUCAAUACUUGGGCUUCGAUGCCUAGUGGCACAACCACCUUUGGUCAUCUGGAAUGGUCAGAUGGGAAACAUAAAGUCGUUUCUCCGAUUGCUCUUGGCUGGACAUGA
This is a messenger RNA of Neltuma alba, 2295 nucleotides long. RefSeq names its product subtilisin-like protease SBT1.7. Gene Ontology annotation, molecular function: serine-type endopeptidase activity. Gene Ontology annotation, biological process: proteolysis. Lineage: Eukaryota; Viridiplantae; Streptophyta; Magnoliopsida; Fabales; Fabaceae. The coding region runs from base 1 to 2295 and encodes 764 amino acids. The transcript has a single exon. The record is from RefSeq and is a predicted model, not a curated record.